GAGAACAGCACCACAGCAAAACCCUCAUCGUUAUAGUAGUCUGCAAUCGUAAAGACAGCGCACACCGGGAUCAUCUAUCUAUCUUCUUCUAAACAAACUAAUGGUGACAGUUUAUGGAUAUCAACGCCACACUCUUUCAACAGAUGACCAACCUGCCUCUGACUAUGUCCUUGGCCAAAGCGCUAUUGAUCGUGACGUGUGUCAUCCUGAACUUCACCCUCUGCGCGACCUCCCUGCCAGCGGAGAUAGAGAGGGGAUGGAGAAGAGCCGUGCACGUGCUUGAGGACGACACCGGCGCGGUCAUCGUUCAGACCGCGCCGGGGAAGGUGGUGACCCACCGGGGAGGCUCCAUCACCCUGCCGUGCCGGUACCACCACGAGCCAGAGAGCACCGACCCCUCCCGCGUCCGCAUCAAGUGGACCAAGGUGACCGACGCGCUGCAGUUUGUGGACGUCUACGUGGCCCUGGGAAGGCAGCAGCGGGUGUUCGGCCCGUACCGGGACCGCGUGUCCCUGGAGGGGGCGGGGCCCGGCGACGCCUCCCUCGUCAUCCACAACGUCACGCUGGCCGACUACGGCCGCUACGAGUGCGAGGUCACCAACGACAUGGAGGACGACACAGGAUUCGUUAACCUCGAUCUGGAAGGGGUGGUGUUUCCCUACUACCCCCGCGUGGGCCGCUACAAGCUCAACUACCAGCAGGCGGAGGACGCCUGCAAACAGCAGGACGCCAUCCUGGCCUCCCACUCUCAGCUGCACAAGGCCUGGCUCGAGGGUCUGGACUGGUGCAACGCAGGCUGGCUGGAGGACGGCUCGGUGCAGUAUCCCAUCUCCAAUCCCCGGGACGAGUGCGGCCGCAAAGACAUGCCCGCCGGCGUGCGUAACUAUGGCUACCGGCACAAAGAGGACGAGCGCUAUGACGCCUUCUGCUUCACCUCCAACCUCAACGCUCUUUGA
Messenger RNA from Gadus chalcogrammus (walleye pollock), 956 nucleotides. RefSeq names its product hyaluronan and proteoglycan link protein 4 (gene hapln4). Gene Ontology annotation, molecular function: hyaluronic acid binding. Lineage: Eukaryota; Metazoa; Chordata; Actinopteri; Gadiformes; Gadidae. The record is from RefSeq and is a predicted model, not a curated record. The transcript has 7 exons. Bases 114 to 956 code for a protein of 280 amino acids. Gene Ontology annotation, biological process: cell adhesion.